UUAGGGUGCAAUUCCUCAAAUUUUAGUUCAUUUUUCUGGUUUUCUUUGAGUUUGUGAGCUGUUUUCUGACGAUUAUCCCGCUUUGAUGACGACUCGGUGAUUCUGUUUGCGCGGUAAUCGGACUCGUUCAGUCAUGGCUGAGGCUGCUAAUCUUGAGAUCUUGGAAUGGCCGAAGAAGGACAACCGCCGGUUCCUUCAAGUCGUGUAUCGCGUCGGCGAUCUCGAUCGCACCAUCAAGUUUUACACUGAGUGUUUCGGGAUGAAGCUUUUGAGGAAAAGAGAUAUUCCGGAGGAGAAGUACUCCAACGCAUUCCUUGGAUUUGGACCGGAGGAAACUAGUUUCGUCGUGAAGUUAACAACCAAUGAUGGAGUAACUUCGUAUGAUAUUGGAACUGGGUUUGGGCAUUUUGCAAUUGCUACCCCAGAUGUAUACAAACUGGUUGAAGAAAUCCGUGCCAAGGGUGGCAAUAUCACUAGGGAGCCUGGUCCUGUCAAAGGUGGAUCAACUGUCAUUGCCUUUGUGAAGGAUCCUGAUGGUUACAUUUUUGAGCUCAUCCAAAGAGAAAAUACUCCUAAGCCACUUUGCCAAGUAAUGCUUCGUGUUGGUGAUCUGGAGCGUUCUAUCAAGUUUUAUGAGAAGGCCUUGGGGAUGAGGGUAGUGAAGAAGGUGGAUAGACCUGAACACAAGUACUCCAUAGCCAUGUUAGGGUAUGCAGAGGAAGAAAAGACAACUGUGCUUGAGUUGACUUAUAACUAUGGCGUGACCGAGUACACCAAAGGAAAUGCAUAUGACCGGGUCGCUAUUACCACUGAUGAUGUGUAUAAGAGUGCUGAGGCAAAAUGUCCAGCUAUGAAAUAAAUUGGCCUCUAGUCCUUCGGUUUAGCAAUAUGCCUGUUUAAAUAUAUAAGUUCGUCAGUG
Molecule: messenger RNA, 919 nt
Organism: Rubroshorea leprosula
Lineage: Eukaryota; Viridiplantae; Streptophyta; Magnoliopsida; Malvales; Dipterocarpaceae
Source: the annotation of a GenBank genome assembly